GUCGAACCAUGGCGGAUUAUAGUGCCUACAAAAAGACGCCAUUGCUAUUUCUGUCUAUGCAGGUGUCUCAUCGCAGGUGCCUGUCCCGUGCAGACCUUCAACACCGGGUUUUCACUGGACUCCGUCUUCUUUUCCAGUUCUCCUGAACAUGGACGUCGUCGACUACAGAAGUGAGUUAAGGAUGUCAGCCAGAGAAGUCAAAGCCUUCCUAGACGCGGACAGAUUCACGGCUGUCGGGGACGGGAUGCAGGAUGAUGUUGAAUAUAGAUUUGUGGAUGUCCUGCUGUUUGGUGGGGCGCCUUGGGGGUUCACUCUGAGAGGGGGUCUGGAGCACCGAGAACCACUGCUCAUAACCAAGGUGGAGGAGGGUAGCAAGGCGGCGACGGUCAGCCUGCAGGUGGGAGAUGAGAUCGUCAACAUCAACACAGUUCCCAUCAGUGGAUCCAGGCAGGAGGCCAUCUGUCUUGUUAAGAGCUCCCACAAGACCCUCGCCCUGGUCGUCAGAAGGAGGAAUGAACCAGUCUCCCGGCCCCAUUCAUGGCACUCCUCCAAGUUCACAGAAGACCACCCCGAACCCACAGAGAGUCACAUAGAGCCUCCACCUGCACCUCUACCUCCACCUGUGUGGCAGGUCAAACAUGAAGUCAGUGCAUCCGCAAAAGACCUUUCCAGCAGUGGGGACCACAACUCUAAUCUACGCCAGUUAUCCAGCCAGUUCAGCUCGGUGGGGAAUAUGGAGAGAGUAGAGCGCCCCUCACACCCCUACCCACCAGGAUGCCUCUCCCCCCAGCAGCCUGCUCCGGACCUAGACAACACUAACACUGCUGGGACAGAGGGCAGCAGGUUCUAUAAGGGGUCCAGACUCAGAGCAGUGAGGGGGAAGGCAGGGGAGCAGCGCCACAGCCGGUACCUCCAGCUGCCCCAGGGGGACGGAGGCUCAGAGAGCCCCAGGACAGUCCCAGAGGAGCAGCCUGGCUCCCGCUACUCCAGCUCAGGCUCUGGCAGAUCUGACAGCUUUGCUGCCACCAAGGUGUACCCUGCCUACACAGAGGGGCCUGGAGCUCCACCACAUGGGCAGAUGAAGGCCCAGGAACGAGGGGUGGACAGGUUGGCUGAGGCCCCAGAGAACAGCAGCUACAGAGGCCGGGGAGACCAUAUCUCUCAUUACUCUCACAAUGAGAACGGGCCAGACCACAGGUGCAGUUACAACCCUCCACCCCACAAGAAAGACUUCCUCCACCCAAACAUAGCAGCAGGAGCACCUGACUACAACCACAACCAGCUCAGCCACCCAAACAAACUGUUCUCGCUGUCUAGCCAGGACGUGAGACAGAGUCAGUCUCCCUUCACUUGCCUGCCCAACCACCAACGGCAGUACAGCGACGAAAGUACUUUCUACCUGCAGACCAGAUCCACCCCACAUCCACCGAAGCCGCAGAGUGUCGGUAGCUACUACCACAGCCUCCAGGAGCUCCCUACCAACCUCUGUAACAGCAGGAACCACGUAAGGUCCUCCACCGCGUCCCUGUCCACCUCGACCAUCGACCAGAACUAUGACGGCGGAGGACACAUCAGGUACUACUGCAUCACAACCAAGCAGCCAGCCCAGCCAGAGACUCGUGUUAGACAGAGCAAAGCAGAGGUCUGGAGGGCUGACAUGGAGCUAGCUAAGGGGUCCAACGACAGUGGCUCCACAAGUUCCUCCCACAAGACCAACAAGGUCAAGUAUCCUCCUCAUCCUCAGCAGCCUUACGCCGACAGCAACAGCAAGGAGCGGAACGGAAAUGUCAAACCGGACAAUGUUCUGCUUUAUGAGCACACAGCCUCCAGUUCCUUAUCUGGUAAACCUACCACUGAGGAGAAGGAGAGGGAGAGGAGGAGUGAGGGGCAGAGACCUUCUACAGAGGCUCAGCUUAGAAGCUCUUACUCUCCCAGUCCGCACAAGGACCACAAGGCGGCACCACUGAGAGAAGACCCUUGGGUCACUCAGGAGAACCAUAAGAUCUCUUCUCAAAAGACACCCAUGCUCCACAAAUCACCCUGCUAUGGCACCACCACCACCAUCCAACGGCGGGGGGACAACAACCACCCCAUACAGGAGGCUUUAACGGACAACACGGCAACGGGCAAACUGGCGAGCCGGCGACGAUACGCCACCACCCUCCGCAACGAGAUCCAGCUAAAGAGGGCCCAGCUGCAGAAAAGCCGGAGCGCGGCCACCCUGACCUGCCCCAGCGAGAUGGAGGAGCCAGAGGAGGAGACAGACCCGGGUGGGUGGAAGUCCACCUCCACCUCCUCCUCCGACGGCUCCUUUUCCUCCUCCUACAAGGACCACCUCAAGGAGGCGCAGGCUAGGGUCCUCCAGGCCACGUCCUUCAGGAGGAGAGACCUAGAACCUCCCGGUUCAGGGUCGGAGGCUCAGUUAACCAAACCCAACUCACACAUAGUCUCCCGCAUCGGCGGCCGCAAGCGUUUCCCUCUGAACAAGAGGGUCCACUCGUUCUCCGAGCCAGACAAGAUCAACAAGCUGGGAGUGGAGGGUGAGGGAGAACUUCCCGUUGGAACAGCACGGUCAUUUGUAGACCGGCGGAAGUUCUUUGAAAUGGCUGCUAAACCUGCCUUCUGCAGACCCAUCUCAACCAUCCACAAGUCAGGCCAGCAGAGCUCCAGCACCACCUCCAGCACUGGGGAGCACGGAGAGAGCAAGGCCAGAGGGAGAGCCCACUCAGGGGACACUGAGGAGGGCUGGAGGCCGGGCCUGGACAGUGAGAACUCCAGUGACCAGCACCCAGACCCCCUCAGCCCCGCAGACAGACAGGCCCUACUGGAGCAGCAGAGGCUGGGGACCUUCGCUGAAUACCAGGUCACCUGGAACAUGCAGAGGAAGGCUCCAGACACAAAGACCCAGGGGAGGUACCACUCUGCCGAGAACAUCCUGGACCAGGGAACAGAGGAGACGCCUGUCUGUGUCCAUGAGAGGUCCAGAUCAUCUCCCUCACAAGACUUCUACACACAGAAGAUCCCUGUGCCAUGGAGAGACUCUGUUGAAAAGCCGUAUCUGGAUCACAGACAGGACCAGCAAGGAGGCAGUUACACCACCAGAGGGCAGAGCGAGAGCCGAGACAGAGAGCAGCCCGACCAGUUCCCACAGCCUCCACAACCGUCUAUUCCAAGACUGACGGACACAGAACCACAGAGCAGCAGAGACGUGGCCACCCCCACCCCCCUCCCUCUCCCUCACCCCUCUGACCACAGACACAAACGUGACUCUGCGGACCCCGCCCACAACCUCCCCGCUCUCCCCCCGUACCCCUCCAACCACACCCACAGCUCUGUGUUUGAGCAACCACCACCACCACCACCUCCAACGCCUGCUCCCAAGCCCCAGAAUACAGGCCUCAUCAUCAUGCCACAUUGGCCUCUCCUAGGCCUGGAAACCUCCUCAACCACAUCCUCCUCCUACGGACACUCUUCCCAGGAAUUCCUGCCUGGUCCUGGCUCCCAUCAAGCUGACCCAGUAGAACCAUCAUCCAGCAGCAUCUGCUCUCCCCAUGGCACAGAGCUGGAUCCUGCCCCAAACCAAGCCUCCUCCAUGGGCUCCACCCAGCUCCCCUCUCCCACCCCGGGGAGAACCGCUGGACUGGACACAGAGGAGGAGGAGGGAGCAGCUGAUUCAACACUAGAGCCACCCUCCUCCUCCUCUUCCCACUCUCAUUUUUUCUCCUACCAGCCUCCCAGUCUGAUAGUUCCCUCUUCAAAUGGGACUAGUUCUCCUUCUCCUCAGUUUGCUCCUCAGAGGCUGACGGACCAGCCCCCUGUCUCUGUGUCCAUGCAGGAUGAAGCCCAGAGCAGGCCAGAGAACAGGACCAACGCUGUGAUGGAGAUGAGCAGUGUAGGGAAGAAGGUCCCUGUGAAAAUCGUCCACGCUGAGAGCACCACAGAGAGGCAGAGCCGCCAGUACCUGCUUCACAGUGAGAGAAAUGGGGCCCCUGGAGUUUCAGAGGGGCCCGACCUUCCCCCACCCCAACCGACCAACCUGCCCUCCCCUGAGCCGCAGCCCUACUCCCCUGUUCCGCGCCUACACCCCCCUACACACGCCAUCGGCCCCAUAGUCCCCCAACGGGACCCAACCCUCACUAUAGCCCCAGAAGAGGCCCUGUCCCCUGGGCAGUCUCAGACCAACGGCACCUCCGGUACCUCCACCAUGGGUCCCCAGCAGCCUCAGAAGAGUAACUCUGAGGAGGAUGUGAAGAGAGAGGAGCUGGCCAGAGACAUCAUGGACAAGGACAAGUCUCUGGUGGACAUCUUGGACCAGAGUAAGAUGAAGACCACCAUGGACCUGAUGGAGGGGAUCUUCCCCCAGGGGGAGCAGAUCCUGGAUGGGGGGCACCAGAGGAGAAAAGUCUCCCCCAAACAGGGAUUGCCACCCAGGGGCAUGGAUGACAGGAGAGAGGAGGAGGGCCUGUCUGCCGCCACAGGGUCCCUGGUGACCAGCUCCUCCUACUACAGUACGUCUGCCCCCAAGGCUGAGCUGCUCAACAAGAUGAAGGACAUGCAGGAGGACGAGCUGGAGGAGCUGGAGCAAGACUCAGAGGACGAACUGGACAUCAACCUGGCCAGCAAGAAGCAAGAGCUGAUUGACAGCCUGAGUAAGAAGCUUCAGGUGCUGCGUGAGGCCAGGGAGAGCCUUCAGGAGGACGUCCAUGAUAACAACUCUCUGGGGGACGAGGUGGAGGCCACGGUGCAGAGGGUCUGCAAGCCCAACGAGCUGGACAAGUUCAGGAUGUUCGUGGGAGAUCUGGACAAGGUGGUCAGUUUGCUGCUGUCCCUUCCGGCCGACUGGCCAGGUGGAGAACGCGCUCAACAGUCUGGAGGGGAAGACACCACACCAGAGGGAGAAGAGAAGAGGGAAGCUGUUGAUCAGACAACAUGA
Molecule: messenger RNA, 4933 nt
Organism: Coregonus clupeaformis (lake whitefish)
Lineage: Eukaryota; Metazoa; Chordata; Actinopteri; Salmoniformes; Salmonidae
Product: protein Shroom2-like
Biological process (GO): actin filament organization
Cellular component (GO): adherens junction; cortical actin cytoskeleton; apical plasma membrane
Molecular function (GO): actin filament binding
Source: RefSeq, a predicted model, not a curated record